Messenger RNA from Vitis vinifera (wine grape), 1822 nucleotides. RefSeq names its product putative F-box/LRR-repeat protein At5g02700. The record is from RefSeq and is a predicted model, not a curated record. NCBI's taxonomy places the organism in Eukaryota, Viridiplantae, Streptophyta, Magnoliopsida, Vitales, Vitaceae. Gene Ontology annotation, molecular function: protein binding. The coding region runs from base 221 to 1810 and encodes 529 amino acids. The transcript has 3 exons.
UCCCUCAAAAUUCGGGGGGAAUUAGGAAUAUUGAUUUCUAUAUAUUAUUAUUAAAAACAAAAAUCAAAAUCAUACCGUUUUUGGAAGGUAGGAGAGAAUUAAGGUAGAGUAGGAAUACAACUAAGAUUGACCUCCUUCUUAUUUUUUAUUUCCUCAAAACACCUAAUGGAAUUAGGAAUGUUGAUUUCUAUAUAUUAUUAUUAAAUACACGCAAUCUUGCAUGAGAAUAGUUUCAGUUUCAGUAAUGGCGGAGGAACAAGAUCGAAUAUCGCACCUGCCUGAUGACAUAUUGAUAAGAAUCUUGGGUUUACUUCCUACUAAGGACGUUGCUCGAUCCAGUUUACUCUCACAGGCAUGGCGAAAGCUGUCUCCUUUUUCCUCUCUCUCUCUUUUAAUGUUUCAGUGCCCGGAUUUUCUCGAGUCAUGUCGCAAAAACACUGAUGUCUCCUCAUUCAUCAAUGCCAUCGAUUCCUCCCUAAGACUCCGUCCGAAAGACGUAAAUCUUGCGAGACUUCGGCUCCAUCUGGAUCUCGAUGACAUCGAAUCGGAAUCGCUGAUAGACUCAUGGAUCGACGCGGCACUUGAGAGGAAGGUGAAGGAGCUAGACCUAUAUUUGCGACCUAGGUCAAUAGCAAAGCCUUACGGCUUGCCGGCUAAAAUUUUUUCUACCACAACAAUUACAGUUCUCAGUUUAGAGCAAUGCAGAUUGGAAAUCUGUGGUGAUAUAGAUCUUCCGGCGCUACGAAAGUUGUGUUUAAGACAAAUCCGGUGUGAUGAACAAGCAAUUCGGCAACUGAUAUCAAGUUGCCCGUUGAUCGAGGAUUUGGACAUUGCAUCUUGCGGUGGUUUGCAAAAACUUCAUGUUUCCGGGCUUGCUAAUCUACAUAGGCUUGAAGUAAUUUGCUGUUAUAAUUUGAGAAGGAUAGAAAUCGAUGCACCAAGCCUUCAACAUCUCGUCUAUCAUUGUGGACGCUUGCCGUGUGACAUGGUCUUGACGCCCUGUGAAUUUCUGAGAGAACUAAUACUCCAUGAUCCACAUAUAACAAAUGAUUUCCUCCAAAAUCUCGACUCUGGAUUUCCGAAUCUUGAGCGAUUGGAGAUAGACUCCACUCGAUUGCAAAGGAUUGAGAUUUCGCAUCAUCAGCUCAAGAGAUUAGAACUAAAACUAACUCCAUUGCAGAAGGAGGCGAAACUCAAGAUUGAUGCUCCAAAUCUCCAAUCAUUUACGUAUUCGGGCUAUAGAAUGCCUUUAACCUCUACGAUAUCAUCUAUGAAUACUUCAUCUCUGCGGGAAGCCGAGAUUCACUUCAGGAAUUAUAAUGAUUAUAGCCAUUUUUUCAUCCCUCAAUUGAAGGAAUUUUUUGAAAAAUCGAAGAAUUGCCAAGUUAUAAAUUUACUCAUAAAAUCCAAAGAGGAGCUCAUUAUUCCUAGAAAGCUGAGACCAAUUCUAUCUCCCCCUGUUUAUGAUAUCAAGCAUUUAUAUUUAAGGGUAUCGUACUGCAGUAGAUUCCAGUACAUCAUAGAUCGCAUGCUUUGGAUGUGUCACCCUCAAACUUUAUCAAUUCUAUCCGGGACCAAUGUCAGGUUCUUGAAGGUCUUAUAUAACAAGUUUAGGAACAAAGAGGAGAACCCCAAGUGUUGUACAUCUUGUUCCAUCAAAUGCUGGCGGCAUUAUUUGAAAGAUGUUCAAAUUGAUAGUGAUGAAAGCAGAUUGGAAAUUGACCAAAUUAUUGCGAUGCCAGAGUUAUCUCAGAAAUCUACGAAUUGCAAAGUUAGGUUUAGAUUAAAAUGGCGAUCUCAACUACUUUAGAAUAUUGGACUU